GUGGGACGAUUGAGGGCAAUGCCGGCUGAAGUUAGUAUAAAAGUGAAAGAUGUGGGCAACGAGGCAGCAUCCGACACAUAGUGAUACCUGUGAACGAACAGUGGAAUUUCUCUCAAUCGCCGAUUGACAGCAGCGGAACGGACGUUAAGAUGAAGGCAGCUAUGUUGAUAUUGGCGUGCGUAAUCGCUGUCGCCGCCGCAAGCCAUGGCUACCACCACCAGUAUCCCUUCUCGAGGGGAGAGAGAGACUUCAUCACUGGGCAAUUCAACGGUCGCUUUCACGGCUACGGAGGCUACGGAGGUCGCGGAGGUCACGGAGGUAGCGGAGGUCACGGAGGUCACGGAGGUAGCGGAGGUCACGGAGGUCGCGGAGGUCGCGGAGGUUACGGAGGUAGCGGAGGUCACGGAGGUCGCGGAGGUCGCGGAGGUUACGGAGGUCACGAAGUUUACGGAGGUUACGGAGGUCGCGGAGGUUACGGACGCGCGCGUUACGGGGGUAAGGGAUAUGGAUUAUACGGAAUCGGACACAGGAUUUUUGGAGGUUACGGCGGCUUCAACGGAUACGGGGCCGGAUUCAACGGUCAAGGUGAAAAUCUUCACUAAACGAGGUAAUGCCCAUGAGCGCAUUCGAUGAAAAAUUGCGCAUUCGGCGCAUUCGUCAUUAUUGUUCAAUUCGACCGAAUCUAAGAAAAUAUGCAAUUUGUAUUAGAUGCAUUAUCCAUCACAGCAGUGACGGGCCGCCUCGUAUCUCACGCGGGUACGUGCUGUUGAUACGAUUUCUACACGUUAUUUGCCGCCAUGUUAUCUUCAUCUGGGUGGCACAUCGUCCCCCCUUUUUUAUAAGAUGUACCACCAUCGCAGUUUUCUAAGACGAAUCGAGUCUUUCGCAAUUUGCAUUGUUAUAAAUACAAUAAUAAUCCAAAGAUUGUUAUUUUUAUAGUACGCUAAUUAAGAUGCGUGCAUAAGAAAUGCAUUAGUCUUGUUUUUCUCUCGUUUAUUUAUCAUAUUUGAGUUGAGUGUCAAGGUGUCAUAUGGUGUGUGCGUACUCAUGAAUAGGCAACGUAAAUGUGCGCGAACCAGACAUUUCUCAAGAAUCUAUGUGAAACGCUGAAAAUGUCAUAAGGUAUGAACCCUAUGUAACCUUGCUUUAAUAAAAUGCAGUGCGAAUUAAUUUGAUUGGCUGCAAUUCUGACUAGUACAUGCGGUUGCUUCCCGAUCGCAAUUCUGUGUGAAUGGCAGAAGUGGAAUUAUGGCGCUCUCUGCUGUAUUGUUACAUAUGCAUUUAUCUUGUUGUCACGCCGUUACUGAACGUUACUCGAGAUGACUUUAUUCGCUCAGGUUAACGUUUCACUGAUAGUAGCGCGAAUAUGCCAGCACACGUCAGGACCUGUGUUUUGUUGCUUUUUACGCUUGUUAUUGUUAAAUGUCUGUGAUAAUACCAAUCAUUAUUAAUUUUGAAAACAAUAAACGUUAUGUUUGUUUAACUCGA
Molecule: messenger RNA, 1488 nt
Organism: Priapulus caudatus
Lineage: Eukaryota; Metazoa; Priapulida; Priapulimorpha; Priapulimorphida; Priapulidae
Product: glycine-rich cell wall structural protein-like
Exons: 3
Coding region: 150-602 (150 amino acids)
Source: RefSeq, a predicted model, not a curated record